Saimiri boliviensis boliviensis (Bolivian squirrel monkey) is the source of this 2732-nucleotide messenger RNA. RefSeq names its product NCK adaptor protein 2 (gene NCK2). Gene Ontology annotation, cellular component: cytoplasm. Lineage: Eukaryota; Metazoa; Chordata; Mammalia; Primates; Cebidae. Gene Ontology annotation, biological process: positive regulation of translation in response to endoplasmic reticulum stress; negative regulation of PERK-mediated unfolded protein response; ephrin receptor signaling pathway. The record is from RefSeq and is a predicted model, not a curated record. Gene Ontology annotation, molecular function: signaling adaptor activity; receptor tyrosine kinase binding.
AGGAGGCGGGCGCUGAGCGCCGGGGGAGGGUCGCCGCCGCCGCCGCUGCCGCCGCCGCCGCCGCUGGGAUCGUCAGGCCGGAGCCGCGCGGCCGAGCGGGCGGCUGGCGGAGGGGAAGGCUCGGCGGCAGGGAGGCUCGCGGCGCCCGGGCCGGCGGGGUCCGCCCGGGCCGGCAGCGUCCGCCCGGCGGCGGGAGGAGGGAGCGGCGCAGACAAAGAGCGGCGCCUGGGCGGGCGCAGCGCGGCCGCCGCCCCGGGACCCGCGCCGCUGCCCUCCGGCUCCGCGGGCGGCCCACGGCGAGAUUUCAUGUGUUCCUUGCAUACAAGCGAUGUCCCAGAUUAUAAUUCUUCGCUGAGAUUUGAGUUGGAUUUGAGAAUUUGGAGAAUCCCUGCAGCUUUGUAACUUCAGAGGUAUAAUUAGCUAAAAACGUCAUCAUUUUGAAGAGUUCUGCGUUUUGCCAGUCACCUCUCAACUGUGUGCCAAAGAAGGACUCCAUGAAAGAUGACAGAAGAAGUUAUUGUGAUAGCCAAGUGGGACUACACCGCCCAGCAGGACCAGGAGCUGGACAUCAAGAAAAACGAGCGCCUGUGGUUGCUGGAUGACUCCAAGACAUGGUGGCGGGUGAGGAACGCGGCCAACAGGACAGGCUAUGUGCCGUCCAACUACGUGGAACGGAAGAACAGCCUGAAGAAGGGCUCCCUCGUGAAGAACCUGAAGGACACACUAGGCCUCGGCAAGACGCGCAGGAAGACCAGCGCACGGGACGCGUCCCCCACGCCCAGCACGGACGCCGAGUACCCAGCCAACGGCAGCGGCGCCGACCGCAUCUAUGACCUCAACAUCCCGGCCUUUGUCAAGUUUGCCUAUGUGGCCGAGCGGGAGGAUGAGCUGUCCCUGGUGAAGGGGUCGCGCGUCACUGUCAUGGAGAAGUGCAGUGACGGUUGGUGGCGGGGCAGCUACAAUGGGCAGAUCGGCUGGUUCCCCUCCAACUACGUCCUGGAAGAGGUGGACGAGGCGGCUGCGGAGUCCCCGAGCUUCCUGAGCCUGCGCAAGGGCGCCUCGCUGAGCAACGGCCAGGGCUCCCGCGUGCUGCACGUGGUCCAGACGCUGUACCCCUUCAGCUCAGUCACCGAGGAGGAGCUCAACUUCGAGAAGGGGGAAACCAUGGAGGUGAUUGAGAAGCCCGAGAACGACCCCGAGUGGUGGAAAUGCAAAAAUGCCCGGGGCCAGGUGGGCCUCGUCCCCAAAAACUACGUGGUGGUCCUCAGUGACGGGCCGGCCCUGCACCCUGCGCACGCCCCGCAGAUAAGCUACACCGGGCCCUCGUCCAGCGGGCGCUUCGCAGGCAGAGAGUGGUACUACGGGAACGUGACGCGGCACCAGGCCGAGUGCGCCCUCAACGAGCGGGGCGUGGAGGGCGACUUCCUCAUUAGGGACAGCGAGUCCUCGCCCAGCGACUUCUCCGUGUCCCUUAAAGCGUCAGGGAAGAACAAACACUUCAAGGUGCAGCUCGUGGACAAUGUCUACUGCAUUGGGCAGCGGCGCUUCCACACCAUGGACGAGCUGGUGGAACACUACAAAAAGGCGCCCAUCUUCACCAGCGAGCACGGGGAGAAGCUCUACCUCGUCAGGGCCCUGCAGUGACGGCGCCCCGGCCCCACGCUCGCCUCUUGGUGGCGCUACCGCCCGGCCCUGCCGCGGAGGCUCCUCCCGUGGGGACGGCCCUGACGGCUUCCCAGCGAGUCUCUCUUUACGUUCAGGUCGCUUGGUGGGUUUGUCUCCCGUUCGCCUUCCAGGCCUCACCCGCACUCAAGCCCACCCGGCCGGCCAGCUUUAGAGGAGGGGAGGCGCAGGGCGAGUUCACGUUAUUCCUUUUCCAUUGGGAACGGCACUCGUUCCCGCUCACGGAACCCCUCAUGACAAAGACACGGGGCACCUGUGAGCGCGUGAGCGAGCCUCAGGCCACCCAGCGGCGGCACCCGCGUCCUGGGCCCUCCACGUGCUGGGCAGAGCAGGUGCAAUGGCCCCAGUCCUAGCAGCCCUCGCCCGUGUCCUGUGCCCUUACAUGGCUCCCGGACUCUGCAGGGAGCCAACAUGUUUGCUGAUAGCAAUACUGGAACCACCGGGUGCGAUGGCAGUGAGGAGACUGCCCAGUGCCUUUGGGGCUGUGCUUGCAAUAAAGAAAGAGUUUCCUGGAAAGGCAGUCUGCAAAAGAGGGAACCGGUGACUCAGAAAGACAGAUGUUUUGGUAAUUGACCCCAAAUGUGCCAUCCACAUAGUGCUUUUUCCUCUUGCCCUUUGGCUUGUUUGAAUCUCACAAUUAUGUAUUUAAUUCUCAAAGAAAUAUGUAUCUGUAGCUGUUUGUUGACACUAAUACAGAUGAUUAAGGAAAACAGCUGAUCUUUGGGGAAGGGAGCUACCAACACUUUAUACACACACGCACACAGACACGCACACACACAUGCACACACACACACACUAUAUAUAUAUAUAUAUAUUAUUUACAGGGAAAAUUUUCAGGGUUUACAGAAGAGUAUGUGAUUGGUAGUAAGAGACACAGAAUGUUUAUGAAGAAAUUGCAUUUUCUUUUUCCUUUACAUUUGAACUUCUUUAUAGUUUAAAUAUACCGUCUUGAGAUGGCACAUUCCUACAAUUGAAGAAGGGGUCUUGAGAUCCCCUAAACUUGCAUACCCAGUUUUUUGGAUAUUGUAAUAAAAAAAAAGUAUUAUGAC